This is a messenger RNA of Camelina sativa (false flax), 987 nucleotides long. RefSeq lists its product as uncharacterized. The record is from RefSeq and is a predicted model, not a curated record. Lineage: Eukaryota; Viridiplantae; Streptophyta; Magnoliopsida; Brassicales; Brassicaceae.
UUCGUCUUUUCGCGCCGCUCAUCUUCUUCUUCUUCUUCUUCCAGAUAAAAUCGUAUUCCUCUGAUUUCUCCGUUCUAGAAUCACGACUCAUAGAAAAUGGGCUCACGGCAAGGACCACCGAAGCAUCAGAACAAAUUCGCCUGGGUUCCCAAAGCCGGCGUCAAGAUCAACGAAACGGAAGUAGGCGGGAGAUUUAGACCAUUAUCGGAGAUAACUGGAGUUUGCUAUCGGUGUAGAGAGCAGAUAGCUUGGAAACGCCGCUACGGCAAAUACAAAACCCUAACUGAAGCCACCAAAUGUUUUCUUAAAAGAGCGAACUUUUUUUUUUUGGGUUGUUGUUAUAGUCAGAAGUGUACUAAGCGAAAUGUUCGUCAAGCAUACCAUAAGUUAUGCCCUGGUUGUGCCAAGGAGCAAAAGGUGUGUGCGAAGUGUUGUUCCCGUGUUGAUCAAAUCCUUGGAAGAGAUAUUUAUGAGGUAGAGGCUGAACAGAAGAUGCUUGAUGAGACUAUCAAGAAUGCUAGGGAAAGGGAUCGAAGGACGCUAUUACGUGCGAUGAACAAAGAUAAUAAGCCUAAAUCAGAUGAAGCUACAAGGAGUGAUAGUAGCAAGGUCGGCGAUGUGUUUCCCUCAACAUCCCUUGAAGAAUAUGCAAACAAGUCAGGAAGAGUUAGCGGGAGUAUUGGUCAUGGUAUUGUAUCUGAUCAUGGCCAUGAUGAUGAAGCGAGUGGACCUGAAUCAGAUGAGGAUCGCACUGGUGAUGAUGAGCAUGAUUUGCGAGAAGAUAGUGAUGCAACUGAGCCAUCUCAACUGCAGAAAUAAACUCAAUUUUGAUAGUAUUGUGAGAUUUUGCAAAACCGGUUAUUGUUGUUGUUUCCAUAGACUUUACUUUGUGACCUCACUCUGCAAUGCAAAGACUAGCAAAGGAUCAUAUUAUGGUUGUAUCUUGUAUGUGAUGGGAUUUAAACGGGCCUAAAUAGUAGUUUCGUA